CUUCCAUGCUUUCGGGGCCCCCUCGGGUGGCGGCGGCCUCGUGGGAGGCGAGAGCGGCGCUGCCGUGAUGGCCCUGGAGGAGAAGCGGGAGAAGCGCCCGCCCGUCACCCCCAUGAUGAUCGAGGAGGAGGCCGCCUUGCGGAACGGCAGCCGGGGACUGACGCCGGGACCCUGGGCCGAGGCGGCGGGGCCAAGACCCCGCACCACGGAGCGGCAUAUCGCCGUGCACAAGCGGCUGGUCCUGGGCUUCGCCGUCUCCAUCCUAGCGCUGCUGGCGGUGACCAUGAUCGCCGUGCUGCUCAGCGUCCGCUUCGAGGAGUGCGGCGCCGCCGCCGACGGCCCGCCGCGGGCCAGCGGCAAUGGGAGCCUUUCGGGGGCGGCCCGGCAGCCCCCCGGUGCGGGGCAGCCCCCCGGCCAGCCAGAGGAGGAGGCGCGGGGCGGGGAAGCGGCGGAGGAAGAGGAGGAGGAGGAGGAGUGGCAGCGGCGGCAGGAGUUGCCGCCUUGGGCCCGGCCGCGGCUGCCGCGGCACCUGCGGCCGCUGCACUACAACCUGAUGCUGAGCGCCUUCAUGGAGAACUUCACCUUCAGCGGGGAGGUGAACGUGCAGCUAGAGGUGCGCAACGCCAGCCGGUACAUCGUGCUGCAUGCCCACCGCAUGCACAUCGAAGCAGUCCGCGUGGCCGAGGACAAGCUGGCCGGCGGCGUGCGGGUGGCCCGCACCUUCUUUUACCCCCAGACACAGGUGUUCGUCGUGGUCCUCAACCGCAGCCUAGAGGUGCAAAGAAGUUACAACCUCAAGAUAAUCUACAACGCCCUCAUCGAGAACGAACUGCUGGGCUUCUUCCGCAGCUCCUACGUUCUCCACGGCGAGCGAAGGUUUCUUGCUGUUACGCAGUUUUCUCCUACUCACGCCAGAAAAGCCUUUCCUUGCUUUGAUGAGCCCAUCUACAAGGCCACUUUCAAAAUCAGUAUCAGACAUCAAGCAACUUACUUGUCUUUGUCCAACAUGCCAGUUGAAACUUCUGUUUUUGAAGAAGAUGGAUGGGUUACAGAUCACUUUUCACAGACCCCUCUUAUGUCCACGUAUUACCUAGCUUGGGCAGUGUGCAAUUUUACAUACCGGGAAACCAUCACCAAGAGUGGAGUAGUUGUACGGUUAUAUGCAAGGCCUGAUGCAAUCAGAAGAGGAUCGGGGGACUAUGCUCUGAAUAUUACAAGGAGUCUCAUUGAGUUUUAUGAAGAUUAUUUUAAAGUGCCCUAUUCCCUGCCAAAAUUAGAUCUGUUAGCUGUGCCUAAGCAUCCAUAUGCUGCUAUGGAGAACUGGGGACUGAGUGUUUUUGUGGAGCAAAGGAUACUGCUAGAUCCAAGCAUUUCUUCUAUAUUAUACCUACUGGAUGUCACCAUGGUCAUUGUACAUGAGCUAUGUCAUCAGUGGUUUGGUGACCUUGUGACUCCAGUUUGGUGGGAGGAUGUGUGGUUGAAAGAAGGUUUUGCUCACUAUUUUGAAUUUGUUGGGACAGACUACCUCUACCCAGGGUGGAACAUGGAAAAGCAGAGAUUUCUGACAGAUGUCCUACAUGAAGUGAUGUUGCUGGAUGGGUUGGCCAGUUCACAUCCAGUAUCCCAGGAGGUGCAGCAAGCCACAGACAUUGACAGGGUGUUCGACUGGAUUGCCUAUAAAAAGGGUGCAGCUCUAAUUAGAAUGUUGGCUAACUUUAUGGGUCACUCUGUGUUUCAAAUGGGCUUACAAGACUAUUUAACCAUUCACAAGUAUGGCAAUGCAGCCAGAAAUGAUCUCUGGAACACAUUGUCAAAGGCUUUGAAAAGGGUUGGAAAAUCGGUAAAUAUCCAAGAAGUAAUGGAUCAAUGGACACUACAGAUGGGUUAUCCUGUUAUCACUAUCUUGGGAAAUGAAACUACAGACAACAUCAUAGUCAUCUCCCAAGAGCGUUUUGUUUAUGAUAGUGAUGCUAAACCCAAGGAUCCUUCUCGUGGAGACAACAGCUACUUGUGGCAGAUUCCAUUAACAAUUGCAGUAGGAAAUACGAGCCACAUCUCAUCAGAGGCAAUUAUAUGGGUGUCUAACAAAUCAGAACACCACAGAAUUCCUGCUUUCGAAGAGGCAGGUUGGUUGCUGGGGAACAUCAACCAGACUGGCUACUUUAGAGUUAAUUAUGAUAUUAGGAAUUGGAGGCUGCUAAUUAAUCAGCUAACAAGGAACCAUGAGGUUAUUUCUGUCAGUAAUCGAGCAGGCUUGAUCGAUGAUGCAUUCAAUCUAGCCAGAGCUGGUUAUUUGCCUCAGAAUAUUCCUUUGGAGAUUAUCAGAUACCUUUCAGAGGAAAAAGAUUUUCUACCUUGGCACGCUGCCAGCCGAGCUCUUUAUCCUCUAGAUAAAUUGCUGGAUCGCACAGAAAACUACAACAUCUUCAAUGAGUAUAUUUUAAGACAAGUUGCAUCAAUGUAUCUGAAGCUUGGAUGGCCAGUGAACAAUUUAAACAAAUCACUUGUUCAAGCAUCCUACCAACAUGAAGAGUUGCGUCGAGAAGUCAUCAUGUUGGCCUGCAGCUUUGGUAACAAACACUGUCACCAGCAGGCUGCAACAUUAAUCUCGGAUUGGAUUUCUAGCAACAGGAACCGAAUCCCACUCAAUGUGAGAGACAUUGUCUACUGUACGGGAGUUUCACUGAUGGAUGAAGAUGUAUGGGAGUUCAUUUGGAUGAAAUUUCAUUCCACCACAGCAGUGUCUGAGAAGAAAAUAUUAUUAGAAGCCUUAACUUGCAGUGACGACAGAAACUUACUCAACAGACUUUUGAAUUUGUCUCUCAACUCAGAAGUUGUCCUGGAUCAGGAUGCAAUUGAUGUGAUAAUCCACGUAGCUCGAAAUCCACAUGGAAGGGAUCUUGCUUGGAAAUUUUUCAGAGAAAAAUGGAAAAUAUUGAAUGCUAGGUAUGGAGAAGCAUUAUUUAUGAAUUCAAAGCUUGUCAGUGGGGUCACAGAAUUCCUCAAUACUGAAGGAGAACUAAGAGAGCUGAAGAACUUUAUAAAGAGUUAUGAAGGGGGAGCUGCUGUCUCUUUCUCUCGCGCCGUGGAAACAGUAGAAGCCAAUGUGCGGUGGCAAAGGCUUUAUAAGGAAGAACUAUUCCACUGGCUAAGAAAAUCCUUGACACACUAAUCUGUCUUUUCAGCCGACCAUUUAACAUGACACACUGCAAGAAGAAGAGGAGACAUUUUAGAAGUGUUCAACAUGAAAAUCAGCAAGACAAGAUCAGAUUGCAGGGAUAAGGGAUUUUUUCUUUUUUCAUUGUGGUUUUUAUUUUUACACUGAACUCUUGUGAAAUUGUCAAGAAGAUUUUCAGCAGACAAGAUCAUGAAUGUUUGUGAAAUCUAGUCCUCAAUGUACAGAACCAAACAUGAUAUUAAGUGAUGCAUGUAAAUGUUGAAGAAAAACAAACAAAAAAUCCUUCAUAGACUAUUUUGUGCAUGCUUGUACUGUCUCUGCCUGUAUUUUAGCAUGCUUAUGUAAACAACCACAUUUUAUUUGUGAGUUCCAGUUACAUCAAAGUUGGGCAUUAUACAAAGCACAAAGACUCUACGACAAUCAGUAUUUCAAUGAACAAAGGGAAAGCAAGGAAAAUAAACACAGAAGGCUUCCAGCUUGGGGCAGUAUGAGAUGUAAAGUCAACUUUCCUGCUCUCUGCCAACUCAUCUACCACUCAGAUUGUCUCUUAAUGAUUACAAGGAUGCCAGCUCAUUUUUUGAGUUGCCAGUUGUACCUGCAGUUACCAUAUUCCUAUAUUUAAAUAAGCAAAAUAGUGAGAGAGAGGAGAAAGAGAAAGGGUCGAGGAGGGGCGUUAGAGAGAGAAAAUGAGGACGUCAUCCUUGCAUUAUAAUCAUGUAUAUUUGUUGACUGCUGAUCAGUGAAACAGUGUAGUUUUAGCUGUGACUGUGUGCAUUUAUUUCACAGAACUUCGCAUUUAUUUCACAGAAUCCACGAACCACCUCUUCUCAGCUAUUUUACAAGGCAGUGAUACUCACAAUGGGUCACCCAUGUUACCCAACCUGUGUAGUAGUAAGUUUUGUAGCUGAUAGUGCACAAGUAUUAUAAAUAAACAUAAGAUUCAAAAGGAAAUUAGCAAAAAAGGGAGAAUAUCUUGCAUGCAAAGACUUAAAAUUACCCAAAAGGGCUGUCUUGCAUGUGGUAGACCAGCCUCUGUAGUGAUUUAUUACAAUAGACAGGUCAGAUUCUCUAUGUGGGCAAUACUUCUGCAAAUAUGUAAUGUACCAUUUAUGCCAUCAUAGAAAAGUGAAAUAUGGAGAAAGUGAGGGGUGUGUAUGUGUGUUUAUUUGUACGAGUAAUAUUGAGAACAUGGUUUUCUUUCUUUUCCCUUAUAUUCCACAUAGACUGUUGUAGAUGGGUGACGGUUUUCUUAAUCACGUUUGUUUCUUUUUAAUCCUUAAUCUGACAGAUCAGUAAUCCAGUGGAGUUGUACAAUGACUAUCUAUGCCACUGAACCUAAACGUUGAGGAUAAAAGUGAUGGGGGCCAAAUUCUCUCUCAUGUCUACAUUGUGGAGGAAAAAACCACAAAGUUACAGAGUUUUCAGGAAGCAGAUUACAGCAGCUUCAGAGGUAGAAUGUAAAUAUGCAACAGUGUUUCUUUAUCCCAUUCCUGCCUACACCAACCGUCUGAGCACAUCCUGGCCCUGUACAUUGGGAACAUGUGGCCAACCAAAGUAGAGAGCAGCCAUUUUAUCUGGUUGUUUCCUUCACAAAGCAAGGAAGUUAGCAACACGCUUUACAGUUGCAGUUGCUUAUCCCCAGAAAGUUGUUAUUUGAAACAUUACUGCCAAAAGAACUAAACUCAAGCAUCUUCAGAUAUUUUCAGAAUUGUGUGGAGACAGUAUUGUUUUCUGGGCUCUCAUUCCCGUUGUAGUCUGCUGCUCAAGAACUAGUAGACCCAUUCCAUAACUAAGCUUUCAUACCCAUCUUGCGGCUGUCAUUGUGUAUCUUUUACUGUGCAGAGGGUGUUGUUUGUGGAUUGGGUGGUGUAUGAAAUCUUUACAUGGGCUUUUUUUCAGCUGUUCAGUCCCGUGUAGCUCGUUAGCUUGACUCACAUAACCAAAAGAAGAGGGAAUCCUGUGCUCUUGUACUGGUAACUCUUUGCCUUAUAGUAAGCCCUAAACCUCUGUGCUAUGCUCCAGUGCUAGUGAACCUAAUACCCAGAGACAUUGUGUCAAAACUGAGUGAAAUCCUCCUCCUAUGUAUUUUACCUACCUCACAGGGCUGUUGUGAGGCUUGACUAAUGUUAGCAAAGCACUUGAAUAUCCUCUGAUAAAAGGCAUUUAAAAGUGCAAAGUAUUAUUUUAUAUGGUUGACCAAACUCAACCUCAAUGCCAGUAUGUAGCAUCACAUUUUUAAUUUCUACUAAGACAAAUCACAUGCAGAUUUUUUUGUAAUAAAAAAGCAAGCCAAAUACUAUUUAAUAUAACCUCUACCCUAUAAUGAAGGCCAAAAUGAUGAUAUCCAAAGAAUAUUCAGAAAACCAAGACCUCAAACAUGAAUGGCUUUGAGGAUUUCAGUGAACAGAAGUGUGAAAUGGUUUGUCCCUUUACAAUUUUAUUCCAUAUUGUCUUUGAUGACUUUUCUUUUGCAGAACCACAGAUUAAACCACAUAUCUUCAGGAUGUGCAUAAAAGUUUCUGAUCUUUCCACUGAUAAAGGACAGGCUAACAAUAUAUUCCAAAGUCAAAAUACACCGCCUGUGUAUUUUACACAGUGUACAGAAAUUUCCACUCUUGAUCAUUUGAAUUGAAGUUCUUGCACACUUAGCUGGUGUUGGACAUACAUUAAUGUUUUAGUGGCCUUGAGCAACUGGUCUGCCACAGAUAACAAGCCCUAAAUGAGUAUAUUGUAUGUACCUAUUCAUGUGUUGCUUAUAAUUGUUGUAUUCUAGUAAUGUUGGUAUUUCUCUAACUAAGGUUCAGCUGACUUUUUCAUUAUAAUUCUCUAUUAUUUUAUUUUUUAUAUUUUGUAUUUUGCUGUUUCACACUGAAUCAGGAUUAAAUUUAAAUGGAUUAAAUCCAGCAAAAUUAAAACUGUUUUCUACGAUAUUCAAACACCCUGCAUUUGUUUAUAUGCCUUUAGAGACUUUUCUUUUAAUAACAAGUACCACACAGCUGUGUGUUAAAGAACAGUUGAUUCCUCAUGGAAAACUCUAAUACAGUCUGCUUAGAAAAAUCUAUUUAUUUUAUUGAUUUUCUUUCUCCUUUACCAGUCCUUUUCUUCCUUUGUCCUUAUCUAAAGAUGGUCCUAAUUUUUAUGAUUUGGAUUGUGAUUAGGAAGCCAAAUAUUCCAAACAUUUCAGCAUUUUCUAAUCCAGGAUUUUAUGUUAUCCUUUCCAAUGAGAAGAGAUCUUGCAAAAUGUGAAUGCAGUGUGGACAUGACCUCACCUAGGCCCUAAGUUUAUUUUAUAGAGAUUUGAUGAGGCUUGAAUCUAUAAUCAGCCUUCGUAUGACUCAGGAUCCUUUGCAGUUAUUAAUUGAUAUGUCAUCCUAAAUCAUAUAGGAAGACAUAUGAAUAGACAUGAUUCUAUGCCAGCAUAACAAAAUGUCUAUUGUAUUUUUAUAGAAUUGUCAACUACAAAUAUCUCAGCCUAUUAUUUUGUAGCUGGUAGAAUAAUUCAUGUAUCUAUUGCUAAUAACUGUUAAAAUGAUAGUAGCUACUAAUUGUGACUAGGGCAGAACAAUGUGAAAACAUUGUUCUGAAAUGAAAUGUCACUUCUGCUAUUACUGGGAGUACUUGGACAUUUAUUAUGAUAAAAAAACUUUGUGUCUUCUCCAGUACAUCCAAAUCUGUGACCUUUGAUGAUCUUUUCAGUGAAUAUAGCAAGAAUUCCAGUACUAUGUUAGAAACUGAAGAUGAAUUUCGUGUAGCUUUUGGUCUGUUGUGGAUAUUUCACUGAGAUUUAGAGUGCCAAAGGAAACAUAUCUAAUGAUGCAGAAGGUUACUUGCACAGCAAAGAUCCUGAACCAUACAAUUAAAUCCUUAGUAGUAAAGAAUAAAAAAAUGAAAAUUAUAUAUAUUAUGUGUGUGUGUUAGUGUGUGAAUGUGAAAAAUCCUCCAUAGAGAUAUUUUUCCCAUAAAAAUUUAAUUAUUUGGACAGAAUUAAGUGAAGCCAGUAAUUGCAAGUGAGGGUGCCUUUGUUUAGAAACCUGCAUCAUAAGGUUUUGGUUUUCCACAUGAUCAUAGCUGAUACUGAAAAUAGACUUUGAGUCAAAUGUGCAACUUUUCCUUUGAGGAAAAUGGCUGUGGCUUUGAAAAUGGUUUAUGUAUAUAAUCCACUUAACACCACUCCUGUUACAAAAACUCACCAUAUCAGGCUGCCUGCCUUAAUCAGGGUAUGUAGGCACAGUGUCAGUAUGAGCAUGAAAGAGUAAAAGGACCAUCCAGCUGUGGAGCAGCCUGAAGAGAGUCUGUUUGCCCAGCUGUGGAUGGAGCAGUCAGAAAAGUGCUGGAUGUAUUACCUGCCACUGCCACGAGACCACCUGGGUUAGGAAACCAGCUGGGAACCACUGAAAUGCAGAGAGGUUCCAUCAAGCUCUCUUUCAGCUGUUUGGGAGGGACAGAAGGUCCCUUUGCGGGGUACAGGUUGUGGGUGAUCUUCAGAGAUGAAUAUGACUGCCCUGUGCUAGCAGGAAGCAAAGGUCCAGCUAGUGAACCUGCAUUGCCCAGAAAAAACAGAAGGCCUGAGCUCUGGAUACCCCAUCUGAAAAGAGUUGACCAAAAUAUAUGUAAAGGUCUAGAAUAUUUUAGUGUCCGUUCUUCAGAAGUAAUUUCAAACAGUCAAAAAUUAAUUUUCAGGUAUAAAUAGGAACGUAGACACUCUUUUCCUUUCCAUGCUGAUAUGAGUAAUUUUGUUUUCAGUGGGAAGGAAGGGGAAGAAGGAUUUUUCACCAAAGGCCACAUGCCCUAAUUGGAGCAGAAUUUUAAAAUCAAGUAUAUUUCGGAGAAUCUGGUUCCACUUAGUUCUAUCUUGUGCCUAUGCUGACAGUGAGGAUUCUGAACUUGACCUCAGAAUAUAGUAAUACAGCUGAGGUUGGAAUUUAUAAAAGACAUAUGGAACUAUUGAGAUGUGUUUAAGGAGAAUCACCCACAUGAGCAAGUACUGUGGAUCAGACCAAAUGUGCUUUCUCAGAAGAAAAGGCUUACAUUUGACUGAUUUGUAACUAGCAAAGUAAGUCUGACCUUGCCAAAUAGUAUUUCAGAAUGCUUUGCUUAUUUUGUGUGCGCCAUUUCCUAAGAAUAUCGGUGUUGUCGGUAAAGAACACGGAGGUGAGCAGCUUUGUGAGAGCAGAGGGGCUGUACUGCAGCAGAUAGGAGACUUUUGCUAGAGUGCCCCAACAUUUUCUGGGUAGCAUCACUGGUAGGAU
This is a messenger RNA of Chiroxiphia lanceolata (lance-tailed manakin), 8427 nucleotides long. RefSeq names its product thyrotropin releasing hormone degrading enzyme (gene TRHDE). Gene Ontology annotation, cellular component: cytoplasm. NCBI's taxonomy places the organism in Eukaryota, Metazoa, Chordata, Aves, Passeriformes, Pipridae. The transcript is spliced from 19 exons. Gene Ontology annotation, biological process: peptide catabolic process; proteolysis. The record is from RefSeq and is a predicted model, not a curated record. Gene Ontology annotation, molecular function: metalloaminopeptidase activity; peptide binding; zinc ion binding. The coding region runs from base 68 to 3172 and encodes 1034 amino acids.